AUAUGCACACAAUGAAUGUGUUUAUAUCUAAAAUCGGCUGUCGUACAAAGAGCGACGGUUUUCACUUCCAGGUACAAGCUGAAAAUGAGCAAAAAAUUGUGUUUAUCUCUUUGCAUCUUCCUACUUGCAAACCACUUUGACUUGCAAACCGUGCAUGGUUACACUUUGAUGCAACACCUUGCACAACAAGCAAACGCCCUACAAUACGGGUUGAAUGUGGCAGCCAAAUAUAACCACAGAUAUGGAGGAUCGAGUACUAAAGUGGCUUUCUCGGCAAGAACAAGUGGAAACUAUGGCUAUUCCAGCGGACGUGCGAUUAAAUUUCACUACGUUUACACAAACCAGGGACUGGCUUUUAAAAAUGGACAGUAUUUCAGUGCACCACAUUCUGGAACGUACGUCUUCAACUGGACCAUACGAUCCUACUCAACCAGCUCAACAGGGCGGACGAGCAUACGAGUCAACAACUACAUCAGACAGCAGAGUAAUUGUUAUAGCAAGAAAUACGAUUCCUGUACCAACACGGCCGUUCUUACACUCAACAAGGGGGCUACAGUGGGAAUAUACUCCGACAGUUCCAACGUAUAUGUUGCAUCUGUGUACUCCUCAUUUUCUGGUUGGGAAUUGUAAACGAAUACAAAUCCAUGAGAAUGAAAAAUAAAAGUUUGAAAAAUGA
This is a messenger RNA of Ostrea edulis (European flat oyster), 676 nucleotides long. RefSeq lists its product as uncharacterized. The transcript has 3 exons. The record is from RefSeq and is a predicted model, not a curated record. NCBI's taxonomy places the organism in Eukaryota, Metazoa, Mollusca, Bivalvia, Ostreida, Ostreidae. Gene Ontology annotation, molecular function: protein binding. The coding region runs from base 16 to 630 and encodes 204 amino acids.